Molecule: messenger RNA, 1376 nt
Organism: Cucumis melo (muskmelon)
Lineage: Eukaryota; Viridiplantae; Streptophyta; Magnoliopsida; Cucurbitales; Cucurbitaceae
Product: protein N-terminal asparagine amidohydrolase
Exons: 9
Coding region: 169-1215 (348 amino acids)
Biological process (GO): ubiquitin-dependent protein catabolic process
Cellular component (GO): nucleus
Molecular function (GO): protein-N-terminal asparagine amidohydrolase activity
Source: RefSeq, a predicted model, not a curated record
AAAGAAAAACCCCAUGAAAACCCGUUUUUUUUCCUCAAACAAUUCAUUACAAAGUUUCCACUGAUUGGUUCUUUCUCCUUGCACAAAUUUCUUCUCUUCUUCUCUUCUUCCCUCUCCCAUUUGUUCUUCCUUCGUCUAUCAUCUCCUUCAAGCUUCCAUACCAGAACCAUGAUUUUCGUCGAUGGCGCACCCUUCACCCUCCAAUCAUCUUCGUCAAAUAAGGGCGCUGAUGUCUUGUAUGCUUUAAUGGAGUGCCCUUAUCUUGUUGAUGCGACAAAUUUGUUCAAGGGUACUCCUGAGAUAAGGUUCACAGUUUCUGAAGAGUCUGGUGUCGAGAGAUCAACUAUGAGUAAAUGGGUUUAUGUAUUUCAGAAAGAAUAUGCCACUGUAGAUCCUGCAUUAGUGGAUUUUGUUGGCACUGAUGAAGCAACAACUUGUGUGGGCAUAGCUAUUCGGAAUCGAAAAAAUGGAAUGACAUCUGUUGCACAUAUGGAUUUCCCAGACAUCAUCAAUAUUGCCCUCUCACAGAUGUUAUCCCUAGUUGUCGAUCCCACUGCUGAUGCUGAGUUAGAUGUUCAUUUAGUUGGAGGUUUUGAAGAUGUUCUACUCAAAGAAAAUAAUAAUAUUACUCGGACAGGAGAUCGUAAAAAGAUGGAGGGCUAUUCGUUACCGCUGUGUAAUAAAAUUAUAAGGAGUUUGUGGACAAGACCCGAGAAAUUUCAUCUUCAGACUCUUUGUAUUCUUCUGCAUAACACUCGGAGAGACUCUCACGGAAAUUCUUACCCUAUCUUUAAUGGAUUCGCGGUGAAAACAUCUGACGGAUCUGUGUUCCCCGCUAGCUUUGAUAGUACUUCAAGAUGCCCAGAUGAAGUUGUUCGGAGAAUUCGACUGUCUUCAUCAUGUGAAGAUCCAAGUUGGGAGGGCAGACUGUUGGAGACAUACGAAACUCAAACUGAUCAGUUCAAAAUUGAACCAUGCCGCUGGACGCCAUGGAAACAACACAUGGCCCUGUCUCUACAACGCCUUUCCGACUCUGAAAUCCUCCAGUCGUGUUCUACUUCUCCUUCUGUAGAAGGACCAGACUUCGUGGAGAAUUCUAGAAGGCAGUGGGCUUAUUUAGUGGAACACCCAGAUUGGAGGGAGACCUUCCCAAAGAAGAAGGCAAGAAUUUUUAGAAGGGCUGCUAAUGGAAAAUGGGAAAGGAGCUUUAACUGACUUCUUCUGUUCUGGUAUCUUUGUAUGAAUCCCUUAUAGUUCUGUUAUCUUUGAAUGAUCUUUACCAUUGGUGAAUGUAUUUCUAUUCCUUGAACCAUUUUAAAUAAUGAGAGAAUACAUUGUUAUCUUCACCCAAUUAAAUUUGUGUUUAUGAUUGGCUA